Tachyglossus aculeatus (Australian echidna) is the source of this 999-nucleotide messenger RNA. RefSeq names its product exosome component 7 (gene EXOSC7). Gene Ontology annotation, cellular component: nuclear exosome (RNase complex); cytoplasmic exosome (RNase complex). Bases 6 to 881 code for a protein of 291 amino acids. Lineage: Eukaryota; Metazoa; Chordata; Mammalia; Monotremata; Tachyglossidae. The transcript has 8 exons. The record is from RefSeq and is a predicted model, not a curated record. Gene Ontology annotation, biological process: U4 snRNA 3'-end processing; nuclear polyadenylation-dependent mRNA catabolic process; U1 snRNA 3'-end processing.
CCGUCAUGGCGGCGGUGGCGCUGAGCGAGGCGGAGAAGGUGUUCAUCGUGCACGGCGUCCAGGAAGACCUCCGGGUGGACGGUCGGAGUUGCGAAGAUUACCGAUGUGCUGAAGUAGAAACGGAUGUGGUGUCCAACACCAGUGGCUCGGCAAGAGUCAAGCUUGGUCACACUGACAUUCUGGUUGGAGUUAAAGCAGAAAUGGGAGCGCCCAAGUUGGAGAAGCCAAAAGAAGGUUUUUUGGAAUUCUUUGUGGACUGCUCGGCCAAUGCCGCCCCUGAAUUCGAAGGUCGAGGAGGUGACGAGCUCGGCACCGAGAUCGCCAACACCCUGUACCGGUUAUUUAACAACAAAAGCAGCAUAGACCUGGAGUCCCUCUGCAUCAGUCCCAGGGAGCACUGCUGGGUCCUCUACGUGGAUGUCUUGUUGUUGGAGUGUGGAGGAAAUUUAUUCGACGCCAUCUCCAUUGCUGUUAAGGCCGCUCUCUUCAAUACACGCAUUCCACGUGUCCGAGUUUUGGAGGAUGAAGAAGGGUCAAAGGAUAUUGAGCUCUCUGAUGACCCUUAUGACUGUAUUCGACUGAAUGUGGAGAAUGUGCCUUGCAUCAUUACUUUGAGCAAAAUCGGCUAUAGGCACGUGGUGGAUGCCACUCUUCAGGAAGAGGCCUGCUCUCUGGCCCGCCUGCUCGUGUCCGUGACCAGCGAAGGGAUCCUCACGUGCAUGAGGAAGGUGGGGAAGGGCAGCCUGGAUCCGGAGAGCAUCUUCGAGAUGAUAGAGACUGGAAAACGCGUGGGAAAGAUGGUGCACUCCUCCUUGCAGAGUGUCUUACACAAAGAAGAAAGCCUGGGCCCUAAGCGACAGAAGGUUGGAUUCCUGGGAUAAGUUCCGAAUGCUUUUUUGUUUUUUUUGAACAGAAGCGUGUAAUGUAUUUUUUCUUGGAAGAUGUGCAGCCGAGGCAGCAUUUGUGGAUGUAAUAUUAAAGUAUAUUUUCUGAUCUUGG